This is a messenger RNA of Suillus subalutaceus, 706 nucleotides long. Its product is annotated as NAD-P-binding protein. The annotation marks the transcript as partial. The transcript is spliced from 6 exons. NCBI's taxonomy places the organism in Eukaryota, Fungi, Basidiomycota, Agaricomycetes, Boletales, Suillaceae. The record is from RefSeq and is a predicted model, not a curated record.
CGCUCAGCCUAUCACUGACCACAACAGCACGUCAUGGAUCUUGGACUGCGAGGAGUGCAUGUCAUUGUUACAGGGGCAAGUGGCAGCAUCGGGCUAGAGACUGAGCUUCUGGCGUCGAACCCCAAUCUUCAACAUGUCCAGGCGAAUCUCUCUCGGGAGGAGGCCGUAGUGGCUAUGUUCGAAUCGCUAGCUGCUAUGCCUCAUGGACCCGUACAAGUGGUGAUCGUCAACCACGCUGUAUAUCCGACUCCAGAUGUUCCAAUUGCAAGGAUGACAGAGUAUUUGAAGCACCUUGAACGCGCACCCUCUAGUAUCAAGGAAAAGGCGGCGAUUGUGCUUAUCGGAAGUACUGCUGGGAAGUAUGGCGAAGCCAAUCACGGUGACUACUCUGCGACGAAGAGCGCAAUGAUGUACGGUUUGAACCUUACUCUCAAGAAUGAAAUCGUGAAGAUAGCUCCCAAAGGCAGAGUCAACUGCAUUGCGCCUAGCUGGGUCAAGACACCCAGGACUGAAAAAACCUUGAAGGAUCCUCAAAUAAUGUAUCGUGCAUUGGCUACGAGGCCGCUUAAGAAGGUGGCGAUGCCGAUCGACGUCGCGACACAGAUAGUAGUCCUUGCAUCAUCCACUCUCUCCGGUCAUGUCACUGGUCAAGUAGUGAUGGUUGCAGGCGGAAUGGAGGGAAGAUUGCUAAACAGACCAGAAGAUU